AUGAAAAUGGUAUUAAAACUUUUAGUUUUCUUUUUAUUUUUAAAUUUAAUUUUUGGGUGUAAAGAGUUCACUUUAGAUUAUACAGAGAAUGAAGCAACAGGGUGCAUAGGAUCGUCAAUGACUUUAGUAUUUAAAAAUUAUCAGCAAUAUAAAACAUUUAAAUUCUCACCUGAUCCGCUCGGCAUAGAGACAACGGCCACAGAAAAAACAGUUCACUUAAAGUAUUCAACUCAAUAUACUCUUUCAUACACAAGUGUUGGGGAUUGUACAGCUAUACAAACACAAACAUUUAAUUUCCCAUCGCCAGCAUUAACACCAUCCUCGUUUACAUUACAACAACCAGUGUGUGCAUUUUCUAAAGGUUCGGUAAAUUUACAAAAUAAAAAUUCAGAUUCAGUAUAUAAAUUAUUUGACGAUUAUAGUAGCCCUGCCAUAACGAUCACAGGUACCUCUUUAAAUUUGGAUAGCGGUAAUUACAAGAUCCAAGACACAAGUAACUCCAAUGUAUAUACUCAAUGUCAAGUUGGUUUUUCAAUUGCAUCAUCUUCUGCUAAUUUCCCAUCCAUUACUGUAAAUCCUUCGUUAUGUUAUAAAGAUAGUGGCUCAAUAACUGUUGAUAAUUAUUCACAAUAUACUUCAAUCAAAUUAUCAGAUACUAGUUCACCAACUACCGAUAUUUCUGGCACUAGUGGUAAAUUUUCAUCUUUACCUGCUUCUGACUAUACUCUUGUAUUGGUUAGUGCAACAUGUGGUACACAAACCGUUCCAUUAACAGUAUCAUCAGCCUCUCCAAGUUUAGACUUUACCUUUACAGACUCAACUUGCCCAUCAAAGCCAAAGAUUUCAGUUUCAAUAGAUGACAAGGAUGUUCCCAGUACUGAGCAAUUUACAAUGACCCUUAACAGCGUCGCUUCAUCCAAUAAUGUAUUAUCACCAACUAUUGCUGCCGGCAUAACUUCUUUACCUUUCACUUUUGAGUACAAGAGCUGCGAUUUUAGUUUCCAACUCCCAAUUCCAAAGGCCAUCAUGAAUUUAAACUAUGAUAUCAAAGACUCUUUCGAACCAACUUUAAUUAACGACUGUGCAGCUACCUCAUCAUUUACUGUUCAAUAUGAUAAAGAUGCAAUUGAUGGUUUAAAAGUUUCAAAUACUAAGGAUUCCUCAGUAGUUUCAGCAAAUCAGGAUGGAUCAUAUCCAAUAGAAAUGGGAAAUAAAUUAGCAGUCACAUCAACAUGUUAUGUAGACCCAAUUUAUAUUGAAAUUCCACAACCAGAGCCAAUUUAUGAAGUUCAAUAUGGUAUUAAAACAUCCUGUGCCGAAAAUACAACCAUUCAAGUUUUCAAUCAUUUAGAUUUUAGCGAUGUUCACCUUGAAUAUACAUCAGAUUCAUCAAAGAAAAUCAAACUCGAUAGCGACGGUUACUUUAGAAAUAUUUUUAGAACUGAUUAUAAUUUAGUUUAUCAAUUUUGCUCUUCAUCACAGGUUUCUAAAAAGUCAAUUUCCUUAUAUGAUCCAACUAUUUUACCAGAUUUUGAAAUAGUCUCAAGUAGUUCAAAUCAAAACUUGGAUUGCCAAACUUUAACAGGUUCAGUAUCUUUAACCUUUAAAAAAAAUGAUGGCACAAAAUCAACACCAGUUUCGACUUCAUAUGACCCAACUCUAUUAAAUAGUGUUCCAGUAAAAUUUAGUGACCAUUGUACAGUUAAUUUAAAUUUUGCUUCAAAACUAGAAAGUAGCUUCAAAUACGUAGUUAAUAAUAAACCAACAGUAAAUAUAAAUAGUGCAAGUUGCUUAUAUUCAAAUGAUGCUUCACUUGAAAUUAAAAGUAGUGGCGCUUCAUUUGAUACAAUUAUAGUUGGGGAUAAGCAAUUUAUUUAUUCAAGUAACAAUUUAUAUGGAGGUCUUGCACCGGGCCAGUAUAAAGUUAAAGUUUUAUAUGCUAGCUCCAAUAACAACUAUUGUGGAGGUUUAGAUUAUGACCUUGGUACCAUUACAGUUCCAUCCAAGGAUUCAACAUUUAAAGUAGAGACCACAGUUACCCCAGUUACUGAUUGUGGUGUUGGUGGAGGUUCAAUAGAGGUUUUAAAUCCAGGAACAUUCACCUCUUUAAUGAUAGGCUCUACCUCAGCAACUUCAGGCAAAUUUAGUAACCUCGGAUCAAAGAUUUAUAAUGUUGAUUUUAAAUCAGCAACCUGCUCCGGCUCAAUCCCAGUUUAUGUAAACACAAAUAAUCAAAAUUCAUUAUUAACAAACACAAUUAAGCAGCCAACUUGUUACUCUGGUCAAGCAAGUUCUGUUAGUGGCGAUGGUAUUGUAUCAUUUACACUACUUGAUAGUGCUGGACAAACCGAGUUAACUAUAAGUGGUAUCCUCGAAGUAAAUUCAAAUACUGCAGUUUCCACUAAUAGUAUCCCUUCUUCUCCAGGUAAUAAAGAUUUCAUUGUUUCUUCAGGUCAAUGUUCUUAUAGAAAAUCAGUUACCCUUACUUUAGAUGAUCCAAAGAUAACCUAUACAUCAACAUAUCCAUACAAUUGCUUUAGCGACUAUGAAAGUGGUUCUAUUAGUUCAUCAAAUACUGGUGUUUCAAUUAAUUCGCUCACAGUUUUAUCAAAAUCUGAUUCACCAAAAUCAAUAUCCAGCAAUACUGUCAACAAUAUGAAGGGUCAAUAUGGUGUAGUUGUUAAUUGGAAUUCAGUUUGUAAAAAGACUGUUGGUAUUGUAACUCAGCCACCAAAAGAAAUAUCCAAACCGGUUUUAUCAUUUACCCAAGAGUCUUGUAUGUCUGAUUAUGGUUUGCAAUUAAAGGUCACCAAUUCAGAUGAUUUUAGCUUAUUAUCAAUUAAUGGUCAAAUGGCUGUUGCCGGUGUUUUUAAUAAAUUACCAGUUGGUUCAGGAACAUUAAAAUAUGUUGAUAAAUCAAGUAAAUGUGCAGGUACAAUGGAUUUCAGUUAUGACUAUAAAUUAGCUACUUUAGCAUACAAAGGUAAUACAUCAUAUGAAACUUGCCAUGGUUCAUGUAAUGGUCAAUUUAGCUAUACAGCAGAUUCUUCUUCAAACUAUUUUUCAAAUGUAGUUAUAAAGGAAAACUCAAAACCAUAUUUAUUACCAACCAAAUCAAUAUCAGCUAGUGAUAAGCAAUCAUAUGGUAUCUCAACUACAACUUUAUUAUUUAAUUCAAUUAGUAAAACCAAUCCAAUAUGUUCAAUUGUAACACCAAUAAGUUUUUCUUCAUUCGAACCCGAAUUACUUAGUUUAUCCGAUCAAAAUUGUUCUCCAUAUAUCGAAUCAGAGACCAAUGAAGAAACAGAACCAGAGCCUGAAUCAGGAUCAGAGUCAGGAUCAACUAGUAAUAAUACAACAAUCCCUCCAAAGAUUAAUGUCGAUGAAUCCUUAUUAUUAGUAGCUGAUGAUACAAAUUUGCAUUAUGAUUUACCAAGCACUUUUAAAGUUACAUAUAGUUUAACCAAUACAAAGUCUCCACAGAAAGUAAUUUCUUCAAAUAGCGAAACUUCAGCUCAAUAUAAUAGUUUAGAAUAUGGUGAAUAUAAACUCAAAGCCGUUCUAGAUACAAAGGUUUGCAAGAGAUCAAUCACACAAACACUUUUAAUUAAUGAGGCUUCACCAAACCAUUCCUAUCUUGUAAUGGUAGAUUCUGAACAUUUCUGCCAAAGAGUUCACUUUACACCAUCAAAAAUUAAUUCAACUUAUAGUUAUAUCAUCUCAAAUUCUACUACUCUUAUAUAUAAUUAUACAUUAGCAAUAGGUUCAUUCUCAAGUGAUUUAUUACAAAUUAAUCAAAAUUAUACAGUAGAGGUCAUACAAUAUGCAAAUGAUAAUAAAACUAUAGAAAACUCUUGCAGCAUUGCAUUUACAAUAAGAAAGUGCCCACCAGAAAAUGGAUCCAAAGUUAAAUUAAUUUUAGGUAUUGUCUUGGGUGUUGUUGUAUUAGCAUUUAUCCUUGUUUAUAUAAUAUACAAAGCUAGAGAAAGAUCAACAAAGAAAUUUGAAGAAAAACAAUAUGAAUUAGACGACCACCAAGAUGAUAAUCAAAGUAUUCAACAACACCCUCCUUUUCAUGGAGAUUAG
Messenger RNA from Dictyostelium purpureum, 4086 nucleotides. RefSeq lists its product as uncharacterized. The transcript has 2 exons. NCBI's taxonomy places the organism in Eukaryota, Evosea, Eumycetozoa, Dictyosteliales, Dictyosteliaceae. The record is from RefSeq and is a predicted model, not a curated record. Gene Ontology annotation, cellular component: plasma membrane. Bases 1 to 4086 code for a protein of 1361 amino acids.